AUGGUUGUACGCUACAGUCUCAUGCAAUCGUUGCCUACUGGACGCAGAAGACGUAUCGAUGUCAACGGAGUUUCCCUCAUUGAUCUCAAGGCGGAAAUCGCCCGUCGUCAAAGCGAGGUAAAAACGAGGGCCACCACCAUCCCAAACGUCACAGGCGCGGUACUAAAGCGGGCUGGUGAUGGGAGCGGUGUAAAUGUCCUCCUUAGGCGGCCUCCCUCACCUUUCCAGAAAUUAAAGGCGAAAGAAGAGGUGUUUGGAGCGAAGGAGGCUACCGAGGAGGAUACUGACUGGGAGCGAGCUCGACGCAACCUGGAGGCGAAGGCUCGUCUCUACGAAGCUCUGAAACAAGCUGCUAUUACGCAUAGUAAGGAGGGGGAUGAUGACGAUGACAGAGCUCCUCUUGUUGAUUUUGGACGGAAGGCUGUGGAGGAGAAACAAUGCAUCACCGACUCCAGUGAUGAGGAUGCGGAUGAGGAUCGUAGUGGUCCCUGUCAAGCAAGACCAUUUUCUCGCGUCACAGCUGAGCCAGUAAGUAUUCCAGAAGGCCCAGUGACCUACGCGCAUUUACGACAGGGAGAAGUUCGUGAUCAUGGCACGGGCUUCUAUGCCUUCUCGGCCGACGCGGAGCAGCGCUUAGCGGAGCAGGCAGCGUUGCGUGAGCUGCGUCGUCGGACCGAGCGAGCACGAGAGCGAGUAGAAGAGGAGCGUGCAAAGCGCACUGUUGCAAUGGGUCGGCGGUUGGCGCAGCUGCGUGCUCGCAAAGGGCUUCCAGACGUAGCCACGGCCGCCGCCAACUUGCUCGAGAAGAACGUCGCCCCGUCGCAGCCAUCACCAACCCCUCCUUCACCGCCUCCACCUGUCUCUGAGGGUGCUAUCGGUGAACAACUGUGCUCCGACGAUCUCGACAUUGCUUCUAUGCUACGUCGUCUGCGUGACGAGGCGGAGGUGAAACAGGCGGCAGCUGCUGCGGCAAUCGCCUCUACCACAGCGACAGGUUCACCACUAAAAGAUACAACUCUUCCCUCCAAUGCGCCGACUCCGUUGUCGAGAAAACGCCCCACAAGAGAGUGGGAUCGUGGGAAGUCUUUCAUUUCCCCACCGCCUAAAAGUCGCUUUACUACCUAUACGCAAAAACUGACUGACGAAAGGAAUCCGGACGACUCACGUUGCUGUCGAACUUGGAAGAUCAUCAUCAAUGAGUGCACCACGUUUACCAACAAUCUGAUCUUACAGUGCCAAGCGCAUCGACACCAAGUUAACUUCGUGCCUUCGUUUGGGAGUCCGCAUUCGAGAUAUAAUUGCUAUCCAGUGCAGGACAUCCUUGGCGGUGAUGUCGCGUUGGGCUUCCCUACUCAUGAUCCAUGUGUUUUCGAUUCUGCAGUUGGAUACCUCACGGAAGCACUAGGCGUGAGUCUGUAG
Messenger RNA from Echinococcus granulosus, 1419 nucleotides. RefSeq lists its product as hypothetical. Bases 1 to 1419 code for a protein of 472 amino acids. Gene Ontology annotation, cellular component: nucleus. The transcript has 4 exons. NCBI's taxonomy places the organism in Eukaryota, Metazoa, Platyhelminthes, Cestoda, Cyclophyllidea, Taeniidae. The record is from RefSeq and is a predicted model, not a curated record.